Ectocarpus siliculosus is the source of this 882-nucleotide messenger RNA. The record is from the annotation of a GenBank genome assembly. NCBI's taxonomy places the organism in Eukaryota, Phaeophyceae, Ectocarpales, Ectocarpaceae.
AUGCCUCCUGCUCCAAAGGUCGCCUGCCGCAAGUGUGGCAAAUUCAUCGCGAAAACAAGUUUCAAGAGACAUGAAGACGGGUGUGGCAGAACCAACCAGCCCUUCGCUUGUUCGGCGUGUCCAAAGAGGUUCAAGGUGAAGCAAGAUCUGAAGAAGCAUUUCCACGCAAAGCAUGUGCCGGAAGAGACACAUCCGUGUUUAGCUCCAGGGUGCGACAAAACGUUUGACGCCAAAGAGAAGCUCAUCAACCACUUCAACCAGUUUCACACGGAGAAAUUCAUGUGCACGUGUGGCAAGAAUCAUGCAUCGACGCAGAAUCUCCAGAGGCACAUCCGCCUGAUGACCGAAGAAGGCGACGUCGGGCACGAGCCCAAGAUAAAGAAGGUCAUCACCAUCAGGCCGGAGAGCGAUUCGGGCGUCAACAACAAAAGAAAGGCGGACCAAAUGGAUCCCGUCGAGACAUUUUUUGACGCCAUGUGUGACAAGCUCAACCGGCCGGACCCCACCAACCCCCUGUGCCAGAGCAAGAAGCUGUGCACGACCUCUCGUCUGAGGUACGGCUUUCCCGGAGGACGCCAGCAGUACUGUUCGAAACACGGGGACGAGGUACCGGGUUUGGUCGAUCUGUACCCUCUCUGCAAGUACGUCGGCUGCGCGAAGAGAGCACACACUUUCAUCGUGUCCACCGUCGGACAACUGAAUUUCUGCGCCGAACACAGGGAUCAUCUCAUUCAGGAGGGUCUACCUGACCCCGAAAUCCCACUCAUCCACCAGCAACUUGUGGUCGAUCAAAAACGCAAGCGUAAAGAAACUACGGAGUUCAACCGAUUCGCGGAAGAGACCUUGUGGCACGUGGCAUUUCUCCUGAAUGAGAUACUCUAG